Molecule: messenger RNA, 1741 nt
Organism: Cydia splendana
Lineage: Eukaryota; Metazoa; Arthropoda; Insecta; Lepidoptera; Tortricidae
Product: transmembrane protein 135-like
Exons: 10
Coding region: 269-1450 (393 amino acids)
Source: RefSeq, a predicted model, not a curated record
ACGAUGCGCGCCGUGUGCGCGCUGAUGUCGAAAAAUGUAAAAAAUAAAAUAUUCUUGCAUAAUUUAGUGAAGUUUAGUUAUGUUAAUUGUGUGUUUGCAUUUAUUUAAUAAACCCUGAGUUGAUACGGUCUAGAAUAAUUGUAUUCUUAGAUUUAUUAUUGUGUUAGGUUCAGUGCAAACUGUUCUGCGUCAAUUGACUAACAAAGGCCCCUUAUUAAGAUUUAUUGUGAUAUUAUUUCUAUGAAAAUAAAGAACACAUAAGAAGAAAAUGGUAGAAAUAAGCAAACCGUUAUUCGCACAGGCGUGCCAGAAUUUGGACUGCCAUGUUCUACUUCAUCCCUGGCAUGAGAGUUGUAUAAAAUCUUUGCCUCAUACAUACAUCCAUUCAUUCAUAGGAAGCGCCAAAUUUUACUCAAUAAUUUAUGUAGCGCAAAUUCUAAUGAGAGGUAAAAAACUGAAGAAAAAAGAGGAAUGGCUCAAAAUGGGGGAGUAUUACGCCAGGUCCGUGAUCCUUGGGGGUGCUAUCUGCGCUACCUGUUGCACUUUUGGUUGCAUUUUGAGGAGAAUGUUGGGCAAUAAAUUCUACUACUAUUCGCUAUUCCUUAUACCUAGUACAAUAAAUGGUAUAUUUAUAUACGUGGAACCACCAAGCAGAAGAGGUCUGAUAAUCAAUUUAUUUACUAGCUUGAUGUUAGAAUAUUGGAUCACGACUAUGGAGAGAGCUGGUUACUUAUCAAUGACUAAAACGAAACAAACAAUCAUGUUUAUGCUUGGCAGCGCGGUCCUUUUCUAUCUAAUGCGCUUGGAGGGGGAUAAAAAGGAACGGACGCCACUUUUAUGGUUAUUUACGCCGGAAAAAGUCAAACGGAAAACAAAUGAUGAUGAAAACCCCUGCCCACACAAAGGGCCGUGUUUGCGGUAUAUCUUACAGGGUGCUGCCACGUACUUCAGUGUAGGAUCAGCUUUUACCCUCGCGAGGGUCAUCCUGCCUAAGAUCGGGUCUCCCGCCAGAGCCUUCGCUUCAGUUCAGCGCAAGCAUUUCAAAAUGGGCCUAUUCUUCGGUUCAUAUAUCGGUAUUUACAGAGCUGUUAUAUGCUACCUGUGCCGUAAACAAGGCACUGACUCGGCGUUGUAUGCGCUGCCGGCAGGGUACCUUGCUGGAUUAUCGUUCCUAUUCAGUCCAACCUUGGGGUUUGCGACUGCAUCAUUCACAGCGGCAUUGAAACUCUACUCCACAAUUCUCUACGAGAAGAAAAUACUGCCGAGCAACAUUCCCCUAGCAGAGCUGAUGUACUGCCUCUGUCAGGGAACUCUGUUCCACGCCCGGUUCAUGCAUCCGGAGACUGUCCCCAGCUACAUGUUCAAGCUCACGGAUGGUGUUAGCAAUGGAAGAACUGCAUUACUAUCGGACAAUCUUCAAGCAGUAGCAAAAAUGGCAUUAUCGUUAUAAUGACGGCAAGUCGGCAACAAUAUGAAGAAAUGUGGUGGUCUAAUCUAAAUAUAACCAAGAAUGAUUGGUGAUGGUUAAGUGGACAUUGGUGGACAUGGGGAUUAUUUAAACUCGAUAAGUGCAAUAAAUUUAUAUAAGGGAUGUAUAAGUAAUUUGUUGAUAUUUGCAAGCAAACCCAUUUUCAAUAUUUAUGACGUCACUUUUCAAAAUGUGGCCAUAUAAAACAUUCAAAGAUUCCAAGAUAGGGUAUAUGUGCAGAAAGAGAAGAGUCGUAGAAUGUAUGGGCUCCCC